AUGAGUGGCAGUGAAGCAAUGACUAAACGUACAUUAAUAGCAGCUAUAGCUGAUGAAGAUACAAUAACAGGUUUACUUCUAGCUGGAAUUGGUCGAAUAACAACUGAUCAAGCAACAGCCACUAAAGAAACAAAUUUUUUAACUGUUAUACCUGGUAAAACAAAAGUUGAAGAAAUUGAACAAGCUUUUGAUAAGUUUACAAAUGAAAGAAAAGAUAUUGCUAUAUUAUUGAUUAAUCAACAUUUAGCUGAUGAAAUAAGAUUUAGAGUUGAUAAUUAUACAAACGCAUUUCCUGCAAUCUUGGAAAUUCCAUCAAAAGAUCAUCCUUAUGAUCCUGAAAAAGAUUCAAUUUUGAAAAAAGUAAGAAGAUUAUUUGGAGAGUAA
This is a messenger RNA of Insectozyma verbasci, 384 nucleotides long. The record is from the annotation of a GenBank genome assembly. Lineage: Eukaryota; Fungi; Ascomycota; Pichiomycetes; Serinales; Debaryomycetaceae.